AAGCAUUUCCUAGAAAUUACGCAAUUAAAGGAAGUAGAUUUACUUUUACUGAGUUAUCAAGACAACACAUCACGGGAGAACAAUUGCUUAUUUGGAAAGCCACAAUCGACCUUGUUGAACGAUAUGAAGCCUUUUUGAUUGGGGAUGUAACAGCAAACAAUUCUGAUAUUUAUUAUAAUUGCACAGAUAAUUGGUUUGGUAAUGUAUGUGAAUAUUCAUUUUCUCAUAAAAAAAGUGAAAUAACAUUACGAGAAAUUGUUCAUAAUUCGUUCACAUGGAAAAACUUUGCCAGUCCAAAACACGUUCCAUGUUAUGUACUGUUAAAGGUAAAAACUCAAUGUUUAGUCUGAAAAUAAUAAAAACAAAAGGAUUACAGUAUAUUGCAAUGAGUUUAGAUUGAGACGAUUAUACAUCAGUUAAACAAAACAUUAUUUACUAAUAAAGCAACUUCCUCGGAUGCUUUGUUCGCAUGGGCGACAUAUACUAUUCCAUGAACUUAUAAUCGAUUCAAAGCCUUCUAGUUGACUUGAAAAAAACUGAACAGUAUAAAAUAAUAAAUUUUGUCUCUCUGCAAAAUCUCCUAAGACGAAGCAUUAUACAUUGUCGAUGACUUGAAUAGCAUCUAAUAAGAAGAAUUUGGUGUUUUGUAAAGUUUGAUAUAUCAGAGAUAUUGAUUCUAUUGUCCAAAUGAAUUAUCCUCAUCUGAAAGAAUAGACGAUAAUGACGAAAGAAAGUCAGAGUUAAAUGAAUUUGUUUAAAGAGUGAUUAGUGCUGCUUUCUAGUGCCAAGAUAUCCUAUAAACAAAUAUUCUCUGAAACCGUAAUCCAUAAAAAAAGAGCUGCUUUGAAUUAAUCCUAAAUUAAAACAUUUCCAGUCACUGAACGACUUUAAAAGACUAGAAGAGUAUAAAAUAAGGACCAUUCAAAUGCAAAUAUUGAACUGCUGGUGAAGCAAACGAUAUCCUAUCCUUCGUAGUAUUUCAUCGAGAGAAAGGAAAACAUAAUCGCACGCGUUGUUCUGGAAAAUUGAUAAACUUCAGUUAAAGCGUAUGAUUUUUCUAUUUGACUAUACGAUUCAUAUAAAAUAACUCGCAUUCAGAUCAAAAGUGAAGGGAGAAACGGUGGACUUCAAGUACUUAAAAGUAGCUCGCAAUGGUCUCAAGUAGCCCAAAUUAACUUCAAGUACAAUUUAUACCGUUUCGCCCUUGUAAAAUGUAUUCACAGUUCAGAUCUGUAUUAUAAUAUCAUCACAGAAUUAUUCUAGCUUCGCGCACAUUUAUCACAUGUCAAAACGAUAUAUGCAGCAGAAUUCAUUUAGAAAGUUAAAUGAAAAAAUUUUCCAGAGAAGAAACAUAAUUUUGGAUGUUUUUUUUUCAAACAGUUUUAACAGAUUCUAUUCAUCGUAUCUGCAAUCUAUACGGCAUAUUGUUGUAAUGAUAAAUUUGUUAGCAAUGAUUUUAUUCGCGGUUUUUUAUUAUUAUCUCGAUUAUUUGUUCUAAUUGAUAAGUUAAAAGCCCAUAUUAUAUUUUGUAUUUAACUUAAUUAAAUCUAUAUCAUAGUGUAAUCGUGGUCCAUCGGUACUUUGUCUUGACUGGCGUGAAAUAUGCGACGGUAAAAUUGAUUGUCUUCACAAUGAAAUAGACGAAGAAAAUUGUGGAGAAAUUGAAAUGUCUAAUAUGUUGAUAAAUAAUAAUGCAAAUGAAUUUAUAUGUCAUAAUGGAAUGCAAAGUAUUACUGCAACAUUUUAUCACAAUAGCGUCUUUAAUCCAGAUUGUAUGGAUCGAUCUGAUGAACGGUAUGAUGUGACAUAUUGGAAGGAAUGCUUUCGGGAUCCUGCUUUCCGAUGCGAAGAACAUACAUGUCAUCCUGGACGUGGUAUAGCAAGAUUGAACUGUGGAGAUGGAGAAUGCGUGAAUGAUUUACGUGAAUGUACCAAUCAACGUGGAUUUUAUAAUACGGAUCAAUGGAUAUUGGUUAAUAUUUCUAAAUUAUGCUGGAAUUCGAUGGUUUGUCUAACACAAAUGAGAGACAAUAUUGAUAAUCAACAUUGUUCUUUCUUUUGUUAUUUCGAAUGUGCAUACAACGUUAUCAAUCAUUGUCCAUCGAUUUUUCGUUUUCCACCAAAUUUUAUUGCUUUCAAUCAUAUCUUCUUCCUUUAUACGAGCCAAAAUGCAGAUGUACAGAAAGAAGAAAUUCUACCGUCACACAUUUGCUAUGAUUCACAGCAAUGCAAUAUUGCUAAUUUUUCAAUGAAAAUGAGUUUUGUUCAAUAUGGUAGUUCAUGUGUUAAUUUUUCUCAAUUUGGUUUUCAAUUUUCUAAUCUCCCCACAUUGUCCGAACUUAGUCGUCUGAUUGAAAGCUACUUUAUUAGUGCAUGUUCAAAAAAACCAAGUACCAUCCAUCAUUGUCAUGAUGAAAAUCUUUAUCAAUGUGCCAAUUCAUCAAAAUGUAUUUCGAAACGUCGUCUUAUUGAUGGAAUUCAAGACUGUACUGAUAAUGAUGACGAAAAUUUUAUUGAUUCAUGUUCGAUUAAUGACACAUUUCGUGUGAGAUGUUCGGAAAAAGAAAACAAAUGUAUUUCACCUAUACUUAUCAAUGAUGGCUAUGAAGAUUGUAAGUUUCAAGAGGAUGAAAGUAAAUAUGCUUUAAAUGAUUAUCGAAGACAAUUGGACAUUUCAUUUCCAAGUAUAUGUGAUGGUUUUCGAGAAUUAAUGCCAAUUAAAAUCGAUGGUCAUUAUGAAACUGAUGAGACUGAAUGUGAAUUUUGGCCAUGUAAUAAUCUUUAUACAAGAUGUGAUCAUAUAUGGAAUUGUCCAACAGGUAUCGAUGAAAGAUUUUGUUCGAAAAAUAUGACUUGUCAUUCGAUCGAUAAUUUAUGUGUUUCGCAAAAUAAAUAUGUUGAUAUAUGUUUACUUGCUCAGUGUAGUGACAUAAAAAAUUGCUCUUUACCAGUAAAUACAUUUCCCGCGACAUAUUGUAUGAAUAAUUCUAUAAUCAAAACUCAUUUGAGUUGUUGGACUAAAGAUGAAUAUUUGCCCGUGUCAUUAGUAUGUGGUUUGAUGAAUGGUUACAUUAAUGAUCAUAGUUUAUGGCCAAUGCAUUUAGAGCAUCAGCUGUUCUACUGUCAUAAUAAUUUUACAAGAAAUAAUCGAACACUUUUGUGUACUCUAACUUUUCGUUACAAACCACGAUACUACAGUUAUUUUUUAUUUCACAGAAAACCGAGGACAACUAGCAUUAAGACAAAUAAUCGAAUAUCAUUUACGAUUCCGUUUGAAUCGAUAAGACAUAAACGAGAAUGGAAUCUAGUAGAUGAAGAAUUAUAUUUUUGUCAUCGAGGUCUAUCAAUCUUGUUCUACGAUGGUCAAGAGAAGCAACGAUGUCUUUGUCCGCCAAGUUAUUAUGGUGAUUUAUGUCAAUUUCAAAAUCAACGUGUUAGUCUUACGUUAAAAAUUGAAACCGAUGCCGAUUGGCGAACAGUUUUCAAUGCUGUUAUUAUGUUAAUCGAUAAUCAAGGGGCAAUUGAAUCAUACGAUCAAGUAUUUUAUGUACCAAUGCUUGAUUGUGAUCUAGUGAAUUACAAUAUUUAUCUUCUCUAUCGUUCACGACCAAAGGAUCAAAUGAAAAAUUAUAGUAUUCAAAUACAUGUUUACGAUAAACAAACAAUGAUAUAUCGUGGUAGUUGGCUGUUUUCUUUAACAUAUUCAUUUCUUCCUGUUCAUCGUAUGGCAGUGAAAAUAACUAUUUUACCAACUCGACCAGUACGAUGUUCAUUGACAUGCAAUUAUAACGGUGAAUGUGUUGAAUAUGUAAAUAGAAACUAUGGUAAUGCAAUGUUUUAUUGUCGAUGUAAUCCCGGUUGGUCAGGUACAUAUUGCACUGUGAAACACGAUACAUGUCAUCUUUGUGCACCCGAUUCGUUAUGUGUGAAUCAGAAUAUUUGCAUGUGCCCUCUAGGCAGAGAAGGUCCUCGAUGUUAUCUUAAAUCAAUUGCAUGUUCAUUAUCGUUAAAUCGUUGUCAAAAUGGUGGUUUAUGCAUACCAUCGGAUAUGCGUCGAGGACAUUAUAUUAAAGGUUGUUUAUGUCCCGAAGGUUUUUCCGGUCAAGUAUGCCAAGUUUUGGAGACAGAAAUUCUUAUUUCCUUUCAUUCAAAAAUAAAAAUCCCGGAAUCGAUUCUUGUUUAUCUGAUUUCUAAUACGAUAAUGCACACAAACAAAUCUAUUUCAAUAUUCAAACGAAUUCCCUUUGAUAAAAAUUCAGUAAUAUUAUAUACUCCUAAUCCAUUUUUUUUAACAUUUGUUGCCCUCUCUAUAAACGACUAUUAUCUGACUUACACAGUCGAUGAUAUUGAUUUAUCGAGAGAGAAAAAUAAUCGAACAACGUUUCCAAUGAUAAUUGACCCAUCUCGACGCUGUCCACAUAUUCAUGAAUUAUUUAAUAGUACAUGGAUUUCUCUUCAUCUUCUUCGUCGUGUUAAAUACUAUCAAUUGCCAUGUCAACAACGACCAAAUUUAGCUUGUUUCUAUGACGAAGCAUAUAUGUGUUAUUGCACAAAGACAUAUGGCAGUCGCGAAGCUGAAUGUUUCGUAGCUAAUCACGAUGAAACAAACAUAUGUCAAGGAACGAAUAAUGGUGGUUGUCUUAAUGGUGCUCGAUGUUUUCAGGAUAGAUUAAUAUGUCCAACAGUGUCAAAAUGUAUUUGUAAAGAAUGUUUUUAUGGAAAAUAUUGUCAGUUUACAACACAAGGUUUCGGCCUAUCUCUCGAUGCCAUUAUUGGCUAUCAAAUUCAAUACAAUGUUCCAUUUUUGAGUCAACCAUUAGUUGUUAAAAUUAGUGCAUCAGUGGUAAUGAUCAUGACAAUAAUUGGGCUGUCCGGAAACUUUCUCUCAACAUUAACAUUUCGUUCAAAGACUAUAUGCGAAAUUGGUUGUGGCAUGUAUUGUUAG
Molecule: messenger RNA, 4945 nt
Organism: Rotaria sp. Silwood1
Lineage: Eukaryota; Metazoa; Rotifera; Eurotatoria; Philodinida; Philodinidae
Source: the annotation of a GenBank genome assembly